Molecule: messenger RNA, 4380 nt
Organism: Stegodyphus dumicola
Lineage: Eukaryota; Metazoa; Arthropoda; Arachnida; Araneae; Eresidae
Product: hormone receptor 4-like
Biological process (GO): regulation of DNA-templated transcription
Molecular function (GO): DNA-binding transcription factor activity; sequence-specific DNA binding; zinc ion binding
Source: RefSeq, a predicted model, not a curated record
UCCUGGUGAAAACUGUCGGCCCGCUCUCAUUGGCCGUGACCGGGCCUGGCCUAGUUUGGCCUUACCGCGGCUGCGAGUCGAGCGCAGCGAUUGGAAUAUUCCUACCGUCCCGUGGCAAUGGAAGAACCUUACUACAACCUGCGCGUGUGGAGCCAUGAUUGUAGUGGUGAGGUGGUGUGAGGUAAGGAUGACCUUGUUUCACCACCUGAAGCUGAAGCGACCCCGGAUGAACAGCGGCGAUCACACCCCCAGUAUGUCUCAGCAUCCCCCCACCCCCUCUCGCAAGAAAGCCACAGCUGUGGGAAACGGAAACAACGACCAAGCAAUAGAGAAACGGCCGGAAAUUGAAUUGGGUUCAGAGAUGACGGGCAGCCGGGAAGACAAGACCGAAACUCAGUCUGAGCCUCCUCCUCCCUUGGAACGUGGCAGCCAGUGUGCCCUGGAGGACAGUGAAGCUACUGCCAUGCCCCAGCUAGAGCGACAGAAUAGUGUCUUCGAUGGAGGGGGCAAUCAUGAGGGACGCGAUGUCUUGCCUCACCUGAGUCCUCAGUUGUGGCCUCCUUCCAACACUCUUGCCUAUCACCGGCACUUCGGGCCUCCCGAAACGGAAGAAGAAGAGCCGCCACCACUGCUUAUGGGCGGAAAGACCAUGGUGUGGACAAGAAGCCCAUCCAUCUCUGGAAGAAGCCGAAUGCCGCCCUCUUCCACCAUCACGUCAUCCUCCUCAAAGCGGACGCCAUCGCCGAAAUGUACGCCCACUCCCUCGCCAACCGCUACAUCGCCACAGUUUGAGCUAGCACAAAACGUACUAUCCCUCUAUCGCCAGCCGCAGUCCACGUUUCCUUCCAAUCGGCCGACAUGUUCCAGAUCCAGCCUGGAGAGCACGGAUGAGGAGUCUUCCAUUCAAGCCUGGCCACAGUCCAGCGAGACCCAGACCUCUGCUUCUUCGUCUUCUGUUUCUCCAGACACACAGGCUCUCAACCUCUGCGUUGCCUCGACGUCCAGGGACAGCAUGGCGAAGGACGACGAUGGCCAGCCAAUGGUGUGCAUGAUAUGCGAAGAUCGUGCGACUGGACUACACUACGGGAUCAUUACAUGCGAAGGCUGCAAAGGGUUCUUUAAAAGGACAGUACAAAACAAAAGAGUAUAUACUUGUGUAGCUGAUGGUAAUUGUGAAGUCACCAAAGCGCAAAGAAAUCGUUGUCAGUACUGUCGCUUCCAGAAGUGUGUCAGGCAAGGAAUGGUCCUAGCAGCUGUGCGAGAAGAUCGGAUGCCAGGAGGGCGAAAUUCGGGAGCUGUAUAUAAUUUGUACAAGGUAAAGUAUAAGAAGCAUCGCCGUGGUCAGAAGAAUGGUCAUCUUACACAAGAGCAGCAACAGCAGUCAUCACUUCCAUCUCCUAAUCCACGUCUUUCAGUAAGUCAUCAAGACUGGGCAAAUGGCCAGAUUCUAAAGACUGCUCUCACGAGCCCUGCUGAUGUUGUUCAUCUGAGACAUAGAAGUGAAAACUGUGUAACUAGUUCACGACAAGACAAUAGAAUGACGACAGAACAAGCAUGUGCCAUGAUUCGGCAGUUGGUAGACUGUGAUGCCUUUGAGGAUGUGGCUAAGCUAAAAAAUGCAAAAGAAUUCUUACAAUGCAAAUUGGGACUCAAUGAUAAGCUCUGUCAUAUAGGGGACAACAUUGUGUAUAAGUUGGUGCAGUGGACCAAGCGAUUGCCUUUCUAUCAUGAGCUGCCAGUUGCCAUUCAUACGCAGCUUCUAACUCACAAGUGGCAUGAGCUUUUAGUGCUCACCACGUGUGCCUUCCUAGCCAUCAGAGGUUCACCACCCAUUGAUGUAUCACAGGCAGUGGCAACAGCUCUUUGCUCUCUGAGGGAAUGUCUUACUAUUAUGGUUGGAGAACCAGUUGGUUUGGAAGAGCUUAGGGAAGCUGGGCCUUUGGUUGAGAGACUGGCACGGUUGGCUGAUACAUUUAGAAGGAUGGGUCUUUGUGUUGAAGAAUAUGUUUGUCUGAAAGUAAUCAUCAUGCAGUCCCCAGAAGAAAUUAAAGACCAGAAGGAGUUAGAAGCCAUCCAUGACAGGUACAUGAAAGCACUUCGAGUGUUCGUCGAGCAUAGGUUUCCCCAGCAAACUACAAGGUUUGCGGAGCUUCUCAGCUGCAUACCAGAAGUCCAGGCAGCAGCUAGUUUAGUGGUCCAGAGUAAAAUGUUCUAUGUGCCUCUGUUUCUCAACACUAGCCUUAAAAGUGAGACAGUGGGAUAAGUGGGGUGGUCAUCACCAAGGGUGCUCAACUUGCAGAAUUUCAUCUAUUCUGCCUUUUUUUAUAUAAACGUUUUGUUUUUUAAUAUAUGAAAAUGAUAUCAUUCAUGAAAGGGCGUGUGCUGCUGGAAAAAAGAAGAAAAGCUUCAAAAGGAAACUUGCAAAGGCAGUUGGUUUCAUGUGGAUCAAGAAAUUAUAAAAUUCCAUUUGAGUUUGAUAUUUCUUCCAAACAUUUUAUAUGUAGUCAAACCUAAACUAAGUUUUUCCAUCAAGGUAAACAUGCAUAAGUUUCCAAUCUUUAGCAUGUUCCUGAAUGCUCAAGAUCCUAAGCAUUCCAAGUUUUACAAAAAGUUAUUGCCAUUUGGUAAAAAAAAAAAAAAAAAAGAAAGAAAAUUUUUUUUUUUGUUUUGCAUUUACAAGGAAUGCAAAAUAUUAAUCCUCCUUAUUUGGUACGAAAACAUGUAAUAUAAAAUUGGCACGGGUGGUUUUCCACAGUGAACUGACUUUCAUAUAACAUCACCUAGUGGGGCAAAUUACACAUUUCAAGAAAAAGGCACCGAAGGACAUUGUAUUAAUACAAGAUUUGUAAGUAUUAAGAAAAGUGACGUGUGAAAAGACUGAUUGCAUUAAAACUUAAAAGUGAAGGCCUCAAAACUAUUUUAGCUAGCUCUUUCACUGCCAUCGUUAAAAGAUUGCAAAGUGCUUCAGUUCCUAAACAUCAUAGGAACUGGUGUCUAAAAUGGCUUAUUUAUUGAUGAAUAACUGUGAGCUGAAAGUUCUGACUUGCAUUUGUUGGGUGAUUUUUAAAAGAAUCAUCAGUAUUGAUAAAGAAGGGAAGGAAUAGAAACAGAGCAUUGUCAGAGUUGUUAUUGUACAGUAAUGCUUGUUGGUCACAUCCCUCUUGUGCCAUGAAGUUUGCACAAAACUUUUUGUGGAAAGAGAAAGGUAGUUCACUACAUAGUGAAAAGUAAUUUCUUGCUAGAAAAGUUUAGAGCUAUUUGUUUAGUGAGUGUGUAAUAAUGAAGCAAGAUUAAGCCCGGUUAUAAAUGUGUGUCCUUUGUAAGGAAGUUAUAUCGAAAGAAAAUAUUCAGCUAUGUGAAACUGUUAGCAUUCUUUGAAUGUGUGAUAUUGUGUGAGUCAGAUUUGCAUGUAAAUGAAGCUAAAUUAUCUUAAUUUGUAUCCUGACACAAGUUUUCCUACUUUUUUUUUAUAUUAAAAUGUGUUAAAAAUCAUGCCAAAUUACAAAAAUAUACAUUAUCUUAAAGUAUAAAUGUUUCAGAAUGUUUCAGAAAUGCUAAAGUGUUAUGUCAUAUCUGGUUUGAUUAGUAUAACUGAAAAUUUCAGAAUAGUUGCUGUGCUCAAUCCAAAGAAUACAAAGUUAGCAUAGAAGCAUAAAAAAGAAAAAUUGCUUUAUUUUCAAAAAUGAGCUUUACAAGAGAAGAGUUUUAUGUAUAUAUAUAUAUUUCUGUUUCAUCUCCUCUUUUUUUUCCCCCUUCUGAAGUUUAGAAAUUGUUACUUUUAAGGAACACAGCCUAGCUUUCAAAUUCAUUCACAACAUUGUUUUAAUUGUUAAAACAUCAGAUGUCUUAAACAGAAAAUAAAUCUUCUUCCAUCUUUUGUAAUUACUAUUUUUUUAACAAUAAAAUUAAAGUUUUUAAAGCAUAGAAGCUUUAACAUGCUAUAAUGUAUGGAUUUUUUAAGUAAAAAUUUCCCUCUUAUAAUCUAAGUAAUCAGUUAGUUCAAUAAAAUUUGUCUCACUAGUACUGUUGCCAAAUUAUUUAAUUAAUUGUGUCAAAUAAUUAACAUUGCUUUUAGAAAUGUUUCACAUGAAGUUAAAUGUUAUAUAAGAAAAUUUGAUUUUAUAAGAUAUCAUUUAUUGCAAUUAACUGAAUCUAAAAUCGAUGAAAUUUUAUUAGCUCAAAUUUUUUCAAGCUUUAUUGUUGUUAUUUUAUUUUGUGAAUAUUAACUAAAGUUGAUGUCAGUUAUAAUUCAUUUUGCUGAAACUUUUUUUUUUUUCCUUUUCCUUUUGAUGCAUUAAACACAAAUGCAUCAUCUAAGAAUUUUCAUAGUUUUUUUAUUUAAUGUUUUAAAAUGUAAAUUUAAUGACACUAAUGCAUUUU